AUGCAUAAAUUUAUUGAAGAAGCUGAACUUGUUAAAUGUCCAUUAUAUGUUGCACCUACGUUAGAUUCACUACUGACUAUGGAGAAUAUGACUAAGCCAUUUAAAGAUAUAUUUGACAAUAUGAACACUAUACCUAAUAGUCAAUUAUUAAAUCUUGCUUUAAGUUUAACUACAGUAAAUUAUUGGUUUGCCAAAUUACAUGGAACUACUAAUAAUGAUAACGCUACAAAUAUUGGUUUACAGCCAACAUCUGAAUGGAAACCGAGUUCAACUGUUUUACUUAAUGCUUUAUCCGCCCGAUGGCCUGGUCGAUGGCAAAUUGUAGUUCGAAAAAAUAUAACUUAUUAUCUGGAUGGUGCACAUACUGUAGAAAGUUUACAGUCUGCAAUAAAAUGGUUUCAGAAUGAGAGCUUUGCUUUAAAUAAUAACAGACGUCCUAUACGAAUUAUUAUUUUCACUGUGAUUGGUCCACGAGAUCCUAAGCCAUUUUUAAAAUGUUUACAAUCUUCCUCAUUCGCAUUUGAUUUGGUUGUUUUUGCCAAUCCUCACGAUGGUCAAUUUGACAUUCUUCCCAGUAAAGAGUCGCAUGAUGAAUUAUGCUUCAAUAUAUGGCGUCAACUCAAAUCGGAAUCGAACACCGGGAGUAAUUCUACAUCAGAUUCUGUUGCUUCAAAGCAUGUCGAAUCAUUAUCUGCUUUUAUAAAAUUGAUGCAAAACUUGCAGCGUUUUUCUCUUCAUGCUUUGGAAUAUUUUCCGUGUGAAUGCAGUAAUUAUGAUGAAGCCGACAAUAAAACUUGCUGUGAUGUUUUUGUCACUGGCAGUCUAUAUAUGGUUGGUCGGAUAUUAAAGGAAAUAGGUGAACCUGUUUAAAGGAUACAAGUGAUAUUUCAAAUUCAAAUUCUGUAAAUCUUCCAUCUGUAAAAUAAUGACGCGUUUUUAGAUUCCCACAUGUUUAGUCAAAUUAUCACUGCAAACUGUAAAUAUCAUGUACAUAGAUGAUCAUCGAUUCGUUAAAUUUUACAUACGUAUAUUUAAGAUGAUGCAAUCUUUUUCUAAUGAAUAACCGCA
Molecule: messenger RNA, 1068 nt
Organism: Schistosoma spindalis
Lineage: Eukaryota; Metazoa; Platyhelminthes; Trematoda; Strigeidida; Schistosomatidae
Source: the annotation of a GenBank genome assembly